ACUCGCACGCACCUUUUCGUCCUCCCAAACGCAGAUUCGCUGAUAAAGCAUCUGUUAUCUGAUCUUUCUUUAACCGGUCGUGGAAAAUUCGGAGUGUAUGGGAAUUUGGGAGUGUUUUUUCGUACUCGAAAGGGUAUCUCUAUCUCUCCUUCAUCUCGUAUAAAAAGCAAAGCGAAUGCAAGCUACUCUACUGUCCAUACGCAUUCACGCGCCUUCUCUUCACUACUGCUGACUUCUCCGGGAAUCUACACGGACUCCAGCAAAAAGGUUUUGAACAUACACACCAGUCCUAGAACAAUGAGGCACUCCGAGGCUUCUCCCUUUAUCUCUUUGGGCUUGAGGUGUUUGGUCAUUGUUGCCAUCCUCUGCUGUAAGAUCCCAUGUGUGACUGCGGAGGAUGUCACUUCCAGCUCAGAACACUCUGUACCCCUCAACAACACCUGUGGGGAGGAUGUCGUGUGUCAAAAGGGUGUCGUCUUGCCAGUCUGGCUUCCCCGUAACCCUUCUUUUGGUGACAAGGUAGCGCGGGCGACGGUUUACUUUGUGGCUCUCGUCUACAUGUUCCUGGGCGUCUCCAUCAUUGCCGACCGCUUCAUGGCCUCAAUUGAAGUUAUCACGUCCCAGGAGAGGGAGAUCACCAUCAAGAAACCCAACGGCGAGACCACCACCACCACUGUGAGGAUCUGGAACGAGACCGUGUCCAACCUGACCCUCAUGGCCCUGGGCUCUUCUGCCCCAGAGAUCCUGCUGUCAGUCAUCGAGGUCUGCGGCCACAAAUUCGAGGCGGGCCAACUUGGCCCCUCCACCAUCGUGGGCAGCGCGGCGUUCAACAUGUUUGUCAUCAUCGGGAUUUGCGUGUACGUGGUGCCCGACGGGGAGACGCGUAGGGUCAAGCACCUGCGUGUGUUCUUCGUCACGGCCUCCUGGAGCAUCUUCGCCUACCUGUGGCUCUACCUGAUCCUGGACGUCAUCUCCCCGGGCGUGGUGCAGGUGUGGGAGGGCCUGCUGACGCUCUUCUUCUUCCCCAUCUGCGUGCUGUUCGCCUGGAUCGCCGACCGCCGUCUGCUCUUCUACAAGUACGUCUACAAGCGCUACCGCACCGGCAAGCACCGCGGCAUGAUCAUCGAGACCGAGGGCGACCGGCCGCUGCCCUCCAAGGUGGACAUCGAGAUGGACGGCAAGAUGCUCAACUCGCACGCCGUGGACUUCAUGGACGGCUCGCUGGCCAUGGACCUGGACGACAAAGACCUGGAUGAGGAGGAGGCCCGACGGGACAUGGCCAAGAUCCUGAAGGAGCUCAAGCAGAAGCACCCGGACAAGGAGUGCGAGCAGCUCAUCGAGCUGGCCAACUACCAGGUGCUGAGCCAACAGCAGAAGAGCCGCGCCUUCUACCGCUGCCAAGCCACUCGUCUGAUGACGGGCGCCGGGAACAUCCUGAAGAAGCACGCGGCCGACCAGGCGCGCAAGGCCGUCAGCAUGCAGGAGGUGCGCAGCGACGCCGACGCCAACGACCCCAUCUCCAAGAUCUACUUUGACCCCGGCUCCUACCAGUGCCUGGAGAACUGCGGCACGGUGGCGGUGACGGUGGUGCGCCGCGGCGGGGACCUGACCCAGACGGUGUCGGUGGAGUUCCGCACGGAGGACGGCACGGCCAACGCCGGCUCCGACUACGAGUUCACCGAGGGCAUGGUGGUGUUCAAGUCCGGCGAGACGGCCAAGGAGAUCCGCGUGGGCAUCAUCGACGACGACAUCUUCGAGGAGGACGAGAACUUCCUCAUCCACCUGAGCAACGUGCGCGUGCUGUCUGAGGGCACCGAGCCUGGCAGCGGGGAGCCGGCCGACGAGUCCACCACGCCGACGGCCGCCGCCAACCACCAUGCGGAGAUCAUGGCCUGCAUCGGUGCGCCCUCCACUGCAACCGUCACCAUCUUCGACGACGACCAUGCCGGCAUCUUCACCUUCGAGGAGCCGGUGAUGCAUGUGAGUGAGAGCGUGGGCACCAUGGAGGUGAAGGUCCUGCGUACGUCCGGAGCUCGCGGAGUGGUCACUCUCCCCUACAAGACCCUCGAGGGAUCGGCGCGCGGAGGUGGCGAGGACUUCGAGGACUCCCACGGCAUCCUGGAGUUCCAGAACGAUGAGAUCUUCAAAAUAAUCAAAGUAAAGAUUAUCGACGACGAGGAGUACGAGAAGAACAAGAGCUUCUUUUUGGAGAUCGGGAGUCCCACCCUCCUAGAGAGCAAUGACAAGAAAGAGGAGGAGGGUGAGCCGGAGCAGGAAGAGGCGGAGCCACUGACAGGGGAGGAGGAAGAAGAGAGGCGCAUCGCUGAGAUGGGGAGGCCCAUGCUAGGGGACCAUGUGAAGCUGGAGGUCAUCAUCGAGGAAUCCUAUGAGUUCAAGAAUACAGUGGAUAAAUUGAUAAAGAAAACCAAUCUGGCCCUGCUUGUGGGCACCAACAGCUGGAGAGAUCAGUUCAUCGAGGCCAUCACAGUCAGUGCUGGCGAGGAUGACGAUGACGACGAGUGCGGCGAGGAGAAGCUGCCCUCCUGCUUCGACUACGUCAUGCACUUCCUGACGGUCUUCUGGAAGGUCCUGUUCGCCUUCGUGCCGCCCACCGACUACUGGAACGGCUGGGCGUGCUUCUGCGUGUCCAUCAUCAUGAUCGGCCUGCUCACGGCGCUCAUCGGCGACCUGGCCUCCCACUUCGGCUGCACCGUCGGCCUCAAGGACUCCGUCACCGCCGUGGUGUUUGUGGCCCUCGGGACAUCUGUACCAGACACCUUCGCUAGCAAAGUGGCCGCCAUCCAGGACCAGUACGCCGACGCGUCUAUCGGCAACGUGACGGGCAGCAACGCGGUCAACGUGUUCCUGGGCAUCGGCGUGGCGUGGUCCAUCGCCGCCAUCUACCACAGCUCCAGGGGCAAAGAGUUCCGGGUGGAUCCGGGCAACCUGGCCUUCUCGGUCACGCUCUUCACCAUCUUCGCCUUCAUCUGCGUGGCCGUGCUCAUGUACCGGCGCCGGCCCGACAUAGGCGGCGAGCUGGGUGGCCCGCGGACUGCCAAGGUCAUCACCUGCAUGUUGUUCUUCAGCCUCUGGCUCCUCUACAUCCUCUUCAGCUCACUGGAGGCCUACUGCCACAUCAAAGGCUUCUGAAUGCACACACACACACACACACACACACACUCCUACAUACUCACACACACACACACACACACACACAUGCAUACAACACACAUGCAUACAUACAAACACAUACACACACUCACACAUGCACAUACAUACACACACACACACAUACACAUGCACACAUACUCACAAAUACAUGCACACAUGCUCACGUACACAAGGAGACACACACACACACACAUAGUAAAUAAACAGCUACACAUGUGCCCACAUACACAUACACACAAGAAGUGUGACAGAAAUUGACAAACACAUUUACAUAAACACAUACACACUCACACAUACACACAUGCACUCUAUGUCUACAUGGACGUACAGAUUCACAUACAUGCAUAGAUUCGCACAUACAGACAACACUCAACUGAUGUACAUGUACAACAGUCAGACAUGCACGCAAAAUUUAACACUAUGACAACAACAAAAAAAAUCUGACUUGUGGGAGGAGACAGAAGCAACAGCGGCAAAAACUUAAGUUCAUCGUCAUCUUGUUUUGUUUGGACAUAUCUGAUCAUAGCCCCUCCUCCGUUGUGCUUGUUCUCAUGCUCUGCCCCGCCCCUGUGCUCGCCGCCGCGUUUAUCAUCCAAUAGAGACCCUCGAUCAAGUAAUCUGAACAUGCUGACAGCCAAUCUAGGAAAUGCCCAUCAGAAGUCUUAGCCGCAGAGGAUUGUGGGAGUUGUAGUUCCAUUUGGCGCGGGGGGCCGUGAUAUCAUGGGGUCCGGUGGGUUCGCUAAUGGAAUAUGUAAUGGUUAAAAACGACGGAGUUUGUCUAAUUGUAGGGCUACUGAGAUGAUCUGCUGAUGGUCAGGAUGGUUUAGAGGUUGUUCAGGGUGGCUCCAAACUUUCAUUUUGAGUUCACAAGGGUCGAAUUGGAGAUAGAUGGAAAACAUGGGACUGACAUCGACCAAAAGGACAUUAACAGAGAUGGCCUAGAAUAGCCAUAUAACCACUACGACCCUACGGGAAUUGUAUGAGCUCUGGUAGCGUCAGGGUUUUCCUGCAAAAUUGUAAGGGUGGAUAGAUGUAGUAGACAGGCAGUCGAAGCCGUCUCAAAACAAGCUUUUCUAUGUCCUGCAAGUGCCAUUUCAGAGUGUCCGAUUACAAGUCCGUCACCAGCGGCAGUCAGAGUUUACCUGGUCACAGUCAAAUGCUCACACACACACACAAACACACACACACAUACACACACACACACACUGGGCCAGAGCUGCAGUUGUGUAAAAUCAAACGCAGCGACUGUAUUGCUCAUUAGAUAUCCUCGUAAUUGAAUAAGAUUUAAAACAAAAAAUGAUAAUAACUUAGACUGAAGAGUAGAAUUAGUAUAACUCCUAUGAUGCAGUAGAAGGUCUUCUUGUCGAGGACUUCAUCCCAUGUGGAUCUUUACGGGGCUAGAGUCGGUUCCCAUAGGGACUCUUGGCUCAUGAAGGAGAUUGAAGAGGCAAGUGUUUUUUUAUACAGAGUGGCGUGUGUUCUGUAUGUGUCUAAAUGGUCUUACUGCCGAUACCAAGACUAAAGGUUUACACUGACGACUGUUACUACUCUGCACCCCGGCACAUGCAAAUCCAGUGCGUGUCGACAGUUGACAUCCGGACGCCUUCGUCUCUGGCGUGUGAACAUGCACAUCAGUUCAGAAUCGAGAGCUCAGCUCAUCUCGGUCCAUCCUUACACGUGCAGUGACCCAAUCAUCUGGCGGUUUGGUUACAGAUUUGAAAAUACUCUAGAGGUUAGACUUGUUGUGUAAUGAGAAACUCCAGAUUUGUUUUAGAGUCAAAUGAAGCUGUAGUGUACAGUAGUGCCGAUGUAUAAGAUGAUGUUAAACACUUGUCAUAGAAAUCCAAGAGACACUAGAUCACCAUAGAAUUGACAUAAGGUUUAAAAAAAAAAUGGCUAGAACUGCAAAAAAAAAAAAUCUGCAAAAAAAAAAAAGCCUGUUAUGUUGGUCCACGGUAGUGUAGCCUGCUCUAAGUUUGCCAAAGGGAAAAUCUUUCAAAUUGAGAUUCUAUUGCCACCCCAGUCACUCCAGCUUGUUUUCUAUGUGAAAGUGGCAUUUUGUACCGUACCAACACCAAAUGUCCCUCCCAGAAAUAAGAAGCCUUGCUAUAGUUUUGCCUGAAAAAGGAUCUUUAUUAAUAAUAAUAUUUAAAAAAAAGUAUUUGUACCAGGUGUUCGCAUUUCCAGGACUGAGGGCUGAUGGUUGUGCCCUCUUUCCGUGUGACUGACUUUAACUUUUUCGUGGAAGGAUGCAUAUCUUAAAUAGCAUUUUUAAUCCAUAAAAAAACAAUCUGGGAAGGGGUCAUGGGUUUGUAGUAGCCUGUAGAUUGAUUAUGAAGGAGGUCAAAUCCAACAUACUAUUCUAACCAUCUGUCAUUUUUUGUUUUGUUUUUUUUUUGUCUUUAAAAUGAAAGAAGCGUUCUGCACUGGUUACCAUAAGCGACUGUACUACGAAGACCCGCUGUUGCGUAAUUUUUUCAAACUCUCUCUCUCUCACUCUCUCUCUCUCUCUCUCUCUCUUCUACAUGUAGAGAGAGCUUUUUGACAAAUAAAAUAUGAGCGAGAAAAGGAAAAAAAAAAGAAAAAAAAGGGAUUUAACCCUGAAGCCGAGCGUGACUACAGACUCGGCACAAGACUAAGAAGUGAAGGAAAAGGCAGAGGGGGGAGACAGCAUUGCGUGAAGUUCAGCCAUACUCUGUUCUGCUGCACUGAAGCUGUUUUCUAAAACAAAACAAAAAAAAGGACUUCCUCUGUGCAGUCUCUUCCCCAACAAGACCCCCGAUCCCCCCCUCCCCCUUCCCCUAUUCCUACUCCCCUUCCUGGAACAUCAUCUGCAGAGUGCGCCUGUCUGCUGGCCGAGCUCUCACCGCUAAGGCCCGUGUCUGUCCAGAACAUUCUCUGCGUGACCAUGCCCAUGCGCUGCAGUCCUUGUCUGUGGGCGUGUCUUGCACUCUGCAGUAUUUAUCUGUGGGUGUGUCUUGCACUCUGCAGUAUUUAUCUGUGGGUGUGUCUUGCACUUUUCCCGUGUGACGACCCCCCCCCCCCUCCCCCGCCCACUUUCUCCCCAACCCCCUUGUAACCAUUCCUGUCUCCCCCAUCCCUCCCUCCAAAACCCCCUUUGCCAUGUCCAUAUUUGGAAUGUUAAUGUGCUACUUGUUCACAUGCAUGGAAGCUAACCUGUCUGUAUAUAGUAAGCAGUAUCCCAUUCAUUUAUGUCAACGGAGGUUUGAAUGUUGUAUAGACUUGGACUGUUUUAUUUUCUUUGUUUGUUUGUUUGUUUGUUUAGUUAUUGUUUGCUUUGUUUUGCUUUUUGUUGAUUCUCCUGUUGAAGUUUAAAUUUGAAUAAGCUCAUAUUUUAUUGGUUAACUUGCACAUGUAAAUGGAAAAGGCAGUAUCUGUUGUUCUUGUGAAUGCAGAAAUCUUACACUACAUGGGGGUGCAUGGGUACUUGUACAAAAAGCCUCUGCUUGCUCAAUGCCAUGGUUGUAUUAUUUGACAAUAUAAGAGAAUAUUGUACAUCAAAGGAUAUUUUGUCAUUGAAGAGUUCAUAUGUGUAUAUACUGUACAGUGUAAUCAGAGCAAGGUGAAAACCUGUGCUUAUCACAGAGAAUUCAACAUAUUUAUUUUAAACCCAUAGGAAAUUCAAGAAUGACAAAUAUUGCCUUUUGGAGAUGUAGUUGCUUGAAGCUUGUUUUGUUCUCUUUCCUGCGCUUAGCAGUGUGUGUGUGUGUGUGUGUGUGUGUGUGUGUGUGUGUGUGUGUGUGUGUGUGUGUGUGUGUGUGUGUGUGUGUGUGUGUGUGUGUGUGUGUGUGCGUGUGCGUGUGCGUGUGCGUGUGCGUGUGUGUGCGUAUGUGCGUGCAUUCAUGCACGUGUGCGUGUGUGUGUGGGUAAAUAAUUUGUGAUGUUGAUGUGAGCAGGAUUUGGGGUUACACAUAAACCUGUGUCUCUUGAUUUUUCCUCUCUCUUUCUCAAAUUCAUGUUGCUCUUGAUGCAGUCUUACUCCUCCUCACUCUCUCAUUCUGUGUGAGUGUGCGUGUGUUUGUGUGUAUGUGUGUGUUUGUGUGUGUCUGUGUGUGUGUGUCAGCUUCCUGACCAAUCCAACUUUCCUAUCCAUUCAUCUGACUCUUCAUCCUUACUGCUAAUUCUGUUCAUUAUCCUGUAUUUCCUCUUUCUUUCUUUCUUUCGUUGUCUUUCUUUCUGCCUUUUUUCUUUUACUUCUCUCUUUCUCAUUUGUUUCCUCCUGUUUCACAGGUCGAUUGUUUUUGUUUUGUUUUGUUUUUUCAUUUGUCGUUGGUUAGUUUGUUUUUAUUUAACAAUGAGUUUCGGAGUAUCAUGGUUUUGUUGAAGUCCUUGCUGUUUUUAUUUUCUCCUUGUGUUGCACUCAAACUAAUAAGAAGGAAAGUCCACUAACUGUGAUUGCUCUCCAUGGUACACUUCUACACAGGAAAUAAAGUUUGGGAUAUCCUGUUUAUA
Molecule: messenger RNA, 7644 nt
Organism: Sardina pilchardus (European sardine)
Lineage: Eukaryota; Metazoa; Chordata; Actinopteri; Clupeiformes; Clupeidae
Gene: slc8a1b
Product: solute carrier family 8 member 1b
Exons: 7
Coding region: 298-3150 (950 amino acids)
Biological process (GO): sodium ion transmembrane transport; calcium ion import across plasma membrane; cell communication
Cellular component (GO): sarcolemma; axon; postsynapse
Molecular function (GO): calcium:sodium antiporter activity
Source: RefSeq, a predicted model, not a curated record